AUUUAGCUGCAUCCGAGACCCCAGCGCCGAUCUACUGCUUCCCCAUCACCAUGGAGGCUUCUCUUGUCAUCUGCAUCCUCGCCGCUCUCCUGGCUACGGGGACCUGUCUGCAGUGUGAGGUUUGCAAUGGACCAGGGAACAACUGCACGGGCAGCAUGGAGACCUGCCCAGCUGGGCAAGACUCUUGUGCCAUCUUCCUUACCGAAGUCAUCUCAGGUGCAGAGGGAAUGAAGAGUCAGAGCUUUCUCAAGGGCUGUGUGCCAUCCAGUGACUGUAAAGUUGGCACCAUCUCCAUGAAUUUUGGAUAUGGAAUGGCAACAAGAACGAGCGUCGUUUGCUGCGUGGGAGACGCCUGCAGAACAACCACAGUUACAAUGCCCCCGGCUGACACCAAACCCAACGGCCGGAGCUGCCGUGGCUGCUUCCCCUCAAGCCAGGGUCCAUGCAAGGAAGGAACCAUAGCGUGUACUGGACCUGAGACGCAUUGUAUUGACCUCGCUGGGACCGUAACGAUAAGUGGAAGUCAAGUGCAGACCAUCAUGAAGGGCUGCGCUUCCGAGUCCGUCUGCGCCAAUAUAAAAGUGGGUUCAGGGACCUUCACAGGGAUUAGUGCAGAUCUAACCACAGCCAAAUGCACAGCAGCCUCCGGCGCGGCGGGCGUGACUCCGGGACCAGCCGGGCUCCUCCUCCCGGCCCUCGCUGGGCUCCUCCUGCUGAAGCUUCUCUCCUGA
Messenger RNA from Trachemys scripta elegans, 731 nucleotides. Its product is annotated as phospholipase A2 inhibitor subunit gamma B-like. The coding region runs from base 51 to 731 and encodes 226 amino acids. NCBI's taxonomy places the organism in Eukaryota, Metazoa, Chordata, Testudines, Emydidae. The record is from RefSeq and is a predicted model, not a curated record. Gene Ontology annotation, molecular function: phospholipase inhibitor activity. The transcript is spliced from 5 exons. Gene Ontology annotation, cellular component: extracellular region.